Messenger RNA from Pangasianodon hypophthalmus (striped catfish), 6656 nucleotides. It is a transcript of the gene slco1c1, whose product is annotated as solute carrier organic anion transporter family, member 1C1. NCBI's taxonomy places the organism in Eukaryota, Metazoa, Chordata, Actinopteri, Siluriformes, Pangasiidae. Bases 544 to 2667 code for a protein of 707 amino acids. Gene Ontology annotation, cellular component: membrane. The record is from RefSeq and is a predicted model, not a curated record. Gene Ontology annotation, molecular function: protein binding. Gene Ontology annotation, biological process: transmembrane transport; sodium-independent organic anion transport. The transcript has 15 exons.
UGUUCAGAUUUUACAACUGACCCCUGUACAACUGACCCCAGUCUCCCCUGGUAAAGGUUUACAUUACUACCAGAUCCCUGACACAUUUUGCUACCAGCUGUUCGGAGUAAACUGCAUCUGAAAUGAAGUUCUUCAAAUAAUGUUUCUUUUGCUGCCCUGGAAAACAUCUCGAGAGGACCUAAGCAGCUCCAGCACCAGUCUGCGGGCUAAGAGGUGUCACGUGUUCGAGCCAAUUCAUCGAGAAUCUCGUGAAAACGGUGGAAACUGUUUCUCAGGAAGGUUAGGGGGCUGACGCAAAAGAUUAUUCUAUUCAGAACAGCCCUGCUUUCUGCAGAGAAAACACGGGAUGUGACUCGGACCCGAAGCACAAGGCUUUCAUCCAGCCCUGUGGGAAGUUUCCUUGAAGCCCAGGCAGCUGCUGCGCAGGAGAGCAGCUGAUUGUGUAGCGCGAGGAAAAGUCCAGCUCUUAUACAACACCCGGACAGCACGCGCACGAGCGGCUCUUAAACACUUCCUGCUGGAAGAUCUUGGGUGUCUGCAUCAAUGGCAAGAAACUUCAUUAGGGAAAAUGGAACUUUUUUGAGGAGGAUGGACCCACCGAGAAAAGCCACUUGGUCACCAGAAAAUGGGAUUACAUUGAGAAGGCAGCGCUCAUGCUGUUCCAGCCUAAAAAUGUUCCUUGUAGCUUUGUCCUUUGCAUACUUUUCAAAGGCUUUAUCUGGGAGCUAUAUGAAAAGCACAAUAACUCAGCUGGAGCGGCGCUUCGACAUCCCCAGUUACUUAAUAGGUAUCAUUGAUGGCAGCUUUGAAAUAGGUAACUUGCUGGUUAUUGCCUUUGUCAGUUACUUUGGUGCCAAGCUUCAUCGACCAAAAAUCAUUGCCACUGGAUGUCUUCUGAUGUCACUGGGGACAUUCCUAAUUGCACUCCCUCAUUUUAUUAUUGGACGAUAUAAGUUUGAAACAUCAGUUAGAUCUUCAGUGAACUCAACACACAACGUCACACCAUGUCCAGCCAGUCCACCUAGAAUGCUGUCUGUGGGUAACCAUCCCUCCACAGUGUUAAACACAGGUUGUGAGAAUGAGUCCAGAUUGUCCAUGUGGAUCUAUGUAUUACUGGGGAACAUCUUGCGUGGAAUUGGUGAAACUCCAGUACAGCCUUUGGGAAUUUCAUACAUAGAUGAUCAUGCUCUGGAGGACAAUGCUGCCUUCUACAUUGGGUUUGUUCAGACAAUAUCGGUCAUUGGCCCAGUGUUUGGCUACCUGCUUGGAUCUCUUUGUGCAAAGUUAUAUGUGGACAUUGGAUUUGUCAACAUGGAGGGUAUUACAAUCACACCAGGAGAUGCACGCUGGGUGGGGGCGUGGUGGCUGGGCUACCUCAUAGCAGGGCUCAUCACACUGUUGUCAGCUGUGCCUUUGUGGUUCAUGCCCAAGUCUCUCCCUGUAUUAGAGAGUCAAUUGUCCAAGUGCUCCCCCGAGCAGACCAACUUUAUCAAAGACUCACACGUUGUGCACCACAAAUGCCAGGCAGAUGAGGCCACCAGUUUUGUUAUAUUGGCCAAAGAUUUUUUGCCAACACUGAGAUCUCUCCUGGGGAACCCAGUCUACAUUUUGUACCUCUGUAUAACGAUCAUCCAGUUUAAUUCUUUGAUAGGCAUGGUCACAUAUAAACCAAAAUACAUAGAGCAACAUUACGGGCAGUCAGCAUCCAAAGCCAACUUUUUGAUGGGAAUGAUCAACAUCCCAGCUGUUGCCUUAGGAAUGUUCUCAGGGGGAGUGCUUAUGAAGAAGUUCAAGUUGGGCAUCAUGGGAGCUGCCAAGUUUGCAAUGGGAACAUCUCUUUUGGGCUACUUCCUCUCGCUGUUCUUCUUUGCCUUGGGUUGUGAGAAUGCCAAAGUGGCUGGUAUCACUGUGUCAUAUGAUGGGGUAGAGAAUAUCUCCACUGACGAGAGCUCGCUAUUUGUGAGCUGUAAUGCAGACUGUCUGUGCUCAGAGACUGAAUGGGACCCGGUGUGUGGCGAGAAUGGUCUCACGUAUGUCUCUGCGUGCCUGGCUGGGUGCCGGAUGUCUCGUGGCUCUGGAGUGGACAUGACGUUUGAGCAGUGCAGCUGUGUGGCAGGGGGAAACCUUACUGCCUAUGUGGGGCAGUGUAGACAUAGGGAGAGCUGCCAGCGAGUAUUCCCCUAUUUCCUGGCUUUGUCUGUCAUCACUUCCUUUAUCAUCUCCCUGGGUGGAACACCAGGAUACAUGCUACUAAUCAGAUGUAUCAAGCCAGAGCUGAAGUCCCUCGCUUUAGGAUUUCACACCCUGACAACACGCACUCUAGCUGGCAUCCCAGCUCCAAUAUACUAUGGAGCAAUCAUUGACACCACAUGUCUGAAAUGGGGCCAUAAGAAGUGUGGAGGAAAAGGAGCAUGUAGAAUCUACAACACUACUGCCUACAGGAUAGCAUAUCUGGGCCUAACGCUGGGCCUCAGGACAGCCUCCUUCUUCCUCUGUGCGCUGGGUUUGCUGAUCUUACAGUGGCAUGUCAAGAGGCAGAAGACCAGAACACUGUCUAAUGGAAGCACUGUCACAGAACUGCAAGCUCUGAGAAAAGAGGAAAUCAGCAACUCGGAUCAGUCCCCACGGACCUCAGAUUAUGACCCUGAGAGGGAGACACGCUUGUGACAAUACUUUUAUUUGUAGAGCAAAAAAAAAAAAAUCUACUGAACAAUGUGAAGUACAGAACAUUGCUAUGCUGACAUUGGAAGAAGUCACUGAAUGUACAUGUUUGUAGGUAUAAAAAUCGGGGGAAGAUUUCUUUUUUAAUUAUCUCAGUGUUGUUAAUUGUGGAAAAGCUUACUUUUUAACAGGAAAGCAAAAGUCUUAUUUUUGUCUGUAUUUUUCUAAAUACUACAUUUAUUAUACUGCCAUGUGAGUGUACUAUUGGAAUGGUGAAUUAAAAUGCCAUCCAUGGUUUUAUUUGACAGUAAUUUGGAGCACUGUUAAUGGACAUUUAAUGUUAUUAGUCGUUAGUUGUAUACGUGCAUCUGAGACAAGACAAUCGACAAUUUUAAAGUUGCCAAUGCUGAGUAUUUAGUAUGAGUACUGAUCUAGGAUCUUGCCUGUAGAUAUCAGAGACACUGGGCUUAACAAAACAGAUAUUUCAAUAUUUGUGCAUCAUGCACACGUACAUAUUUCUUUCAAUAUGCUAGGAUAGCUUGCAUGAAGCUUGCCAUAGAAAAUAUGUCUGCUGUAUGUGCAGUGGGUAGGCUGACUGUGAGCACAAGUGCAGCCUAACCACUAUCUGGCCAUCACUUGUACAAUCACACAUUUUAGUCAGUCACAACAGUUGUGCUAAGAGCAUGAGCCAUGAGAUUCAAAAAUAGGUCAAUGAUCUUAACCACCUAGUGUUUCAUCUGCUGUUUCUAUGGUGGGGGGGGGGGGGGGGGUGUCAUGUCAUAGAAGUGCAAAUUUUUGUGAUUGUGUUAAAGAGAGGAGCAGACCUGUCGACUGAUCAACACUUGGUGGUGAGUAGGAUUCAUCAUAGAGGGUGCUGGCCAGAUUUACCUGGUAAACCCAGGAGACCCUUGCAGGUUGCUUGAACAUGUCAGGCAGAAGCUUCAGUGAGAGAAGAAUUUAACCCACACCUCUGAAAGCACUUCUCCCAUGUACAGAGUGGGGAAAGAGACAUUGAGUCUGUUCAAGUCCUCACCUGUAGUGGCAGCUGCAAGAAGCUGUGGCUGAAAGGCUGGUGGUGCCUGUCGUGGUGGUAUCCAAGAACGCUGGAAGUAGGGGUGCAGAGGGAUGCAAGUGCUAACAUAAUAAUAAACAAAUACAGAGAUAGAAAUUUUAAACAAACUUAAAAAUGUAGUAUUUUGAUUAGAUUUUGAGUAUGUCAGAGAUACACUAGAUGGCCAAAACUAUGUGGUUCUUCCCCAAGCUGUUGCCACAAAGCUGUAAACACACAGUUUCCCUUCACUGGAACUAAGAGGCUCAAACCUGUUCCAGCAUGACAAUGCCCCUGUGCACAAAGCGAGCUCCAUGAAGACAUGGUGUGUGAAGGUUGGAGUGGAAGAACUCGAGUGUCCUGCACAGAGCCCUGACCUCAACCCCACUGAACACCUUUGGGAUGAACUGGAACACCGACUGAACCCCAGACCUCCUCGACAUCCCAACAUCAGCGCCUGACCUCACUAAUGCUCUUGUAGCUGAAUGAACACAAAUCCCCACAGCCACGCUCCAACAUCUAGUGGAAAGCUUCCCAGAAGAGUGGAGCUUAUUAUAACAGCAAAGGGGGAAUAAAUCUGGAAUGAGAUGUUCAACAAGCACAUAUGAAUGUUAUGGUUAGAUGUCCACAAACUUUUGGCCAUAUAGUGAUUUAUUCCUCUUACACCACAGCAAUUUGCCAAUAAUUGCAAUGUUUAAUUUAUUAAUGAAGGAAACAUCAUGCUUUAAGUGUUUAUAGUUACAUUUAAUGUUAUGGAACAUGUGUGAGCAUUCAGGACAGAGGACUUUGCGGUUUCUCUAUAACAUGGGAAGCUGUGGGGUUUUUUUGUCUCUAACGUCACAAGAAAGAAAUAAAAGAGAGACUGGUGAGGGAAUGACUGUAUAUAGCUGCUAUAAUAUGAGGAAGUAGCAACCAUGUCAAACUGACUGACACUCCUGCAAUAAAUGCUAAAUAAAGGUCUCCUAACAGAAAACAUCACCAUAAAAAUGAUUAGCCUAUACGUUUUUCUUUGUUCUAUAACAAGUUGAAAAUAUUCAGAUCUGUGCUGCUAUAAUAAAUUAAUCAACACCUUCUGAUUCAAAAAUUCGGCAGCGCUGUGGUAUAAUUAUUGUAAUGAACACAGUCUCUGUUAAAAGAAAAAUUAUUCAGGUGUGACAUCAAUAUGCUGCUAAAAAUUGCAGCACUCCCAAUGUGAAUUAGCUUCCCACACCACUGGGGGUAUCCCUAGGACAUGCUGGUAGACAACAGUUGUGAGGGAACUUGUCAAGUUGAAGAAGGAAGCUUUCUGAGUAAUGCCAGUGGAAGGCUUUCCUGAUUCAGUGGAGAGAUUCAGCCAGAAGGGCCGUGUCACAAGCAGUUGCAGAAGUGAAUGUUCAGGCAUAGACGUUUGGGGAGCCCAUGGAAAAAGACUUUCAGUCGGUCUCAAAUAUGUUCUGGCGAACUUAUGAAAGGGAGACAAGACUAUGCACAAGCUCUGCUGAGCAAGAAUAGGGGGGUGUUGACCUCUUCUGAUGAUUUUGUUGAGCAAAUGAAAGAGAGCUUUGAGGAACUCUCUAAUCCAGUGGACAUGCUCUCCAUUCAGGAGGCAGUGCCAGAAAUCUCUGGAGUCCAGCACUGUGACUGAAGUUACAUCCCCCUUGUUUAUAGAUGAUGAUGAUGAUGUUCUCUUAGGACCAUUCAAAGUAGACCUCCAACACAAACUUUUGCAUGUUUGAUAUUGAGUGUGAAGUGGCUGGGCUGAACAUCAGCACCUCCAAGUCUGGGGUGAUGGUUCUCUUCUGGAAAAGAGUGAGACAAGUGAUGGAAAAAGAGAGCAUGAGAUGAGAGUCAGCAGCAGCAGUGUUAUUGUCACUGUAUCACCCUGAGGCGGAGCUUAGUUUGCAUGUGAAGUUCUCUGUGUAAUGGUCAAUUUACCUCCCCAUCCUCACCUAUGGUUGCUGGGUUUACUCUCCGUGACAUGGUGACAAUCUGGGAAAGCCCAGAGUACAGCCGCUGCUCCUCCAGAUUGAAUCCCCACUAGAGCUGUAUCAGAUCCCCAGAUAGACCCAGGACCUGCCUGAGAAAUUGUAUUUCACAGCUGGCCUAGGAAUGUCUGAAAAUUCAAAGGUGAUGUGUUGGAAGCAGGAAAAAUGGGCAAGCAUAAGGAUCUGAGUGACUUUGACAAGGGCCAAAUUGUGACGGCUAGACGACUGGAUCAGAGCAUCUCCAAAAGAGCAGGUAUUGUGGGGUGUUCCCGGCGUGCAGUCGUUAGUACCUACCAAAAGUGGUCCAAGAAAGGACAACUGGUGAACCAGAGACAGGGUCAUGAGCGCCCAAGGGAGCGCGUGGGGAGUGUAGGCUAGUCCGUCUGGUCCGAUCACACAGAAGAGCUACUGUAUCACAAACUGCUGAAAAAGUUAAUGCUGGCUAUGAUAGGAAAGUGUCAGGACACACAGUGCAUCCAUGGAGGCCCCACCUCGCAACAACUUGGUGCCAGAUACCACAGUACACCUUCCGAGGUCUUGUGGAGUCCAUGCCUUGACGGGUCAGAGCUGUUUUUGUGGCAUAAGGGGAACCUACACAACAUUAGGCAGGUGGUUUUAAUGUUAUGGCUGAUCCGUGUAUUUACCAAAAUGGUGGAAUGAUAUUCACCAAUUUCUGGAAAUCAUUUCACUGUGAUACUUCUUAUACCCUCACGUAUAGUUUACUCUUCUUAAAUGAAGAAUUGAAAAAAAAAACAUUGCUGCUUUUUUAUUUAAAAACGUGUUUUAUAAACUUAGAUUUAUUGCUUUGACUGUUCACAAGAGUUGUAUAGAAGUAAUAUAGAAAAAGUAGAACAAAAUGCAUAAAUGCAAACUAUACAUUUCAGCUAAAUAAAAUGACUAACAUAUAAUAGCCUUAAAUAACUACUUAAAUAUACAGUACUGCUUUAGGCACAAUCACUUUUUGUUACAGAUGUUUAUUUUAU